GCGGUGGCGCCAAUGGAUCACAAGGCGGCGAAGCGGGUGGCCAUCGUCGGCGCCGGCACGAGCGGCCUCGCCGCGUGCAAGCACCUCCUGGCGCGGGGGUUCCGCCCGGUGGUCUUCGAGGCGGGCGCCUCCGUGGGCGGCCUGUGGACACGCACGCUCGCGUCCACCCGGCUGCAGUCACCCACCGCCGGGUACCGCUUCUCCGACUUCCCGUGGCCGGAGGGCGCCGACACGUACCCGCGCCACGACCAGGUCGUCGAGUACCUCGCCGCCUACGCGCGCCGCUUCGGCGUCCACGAAUGCAUCAGGUUCCGGAGCCAGGUCGUGGCCGCGGAGUACGUCGGCGAGGACGAUGAUGCGUGCGUGGCUGAGCAGUGGGCGGGCAACGGCGAGGCGUUCGGCGGCGACGGCGCGGGCGUGUGGCGCCUCACCGUGCGGCACGGCGACUCCGACUCCGACACCACGCAGGUAUACGAGUUCGACUUCCUGAUCCUGUGCAUCGGGAGGUUCAGCGGCGUGCCCAACAUCCCGGCGUUCCCGCCCGGCGGCGGCCCCGACGCGUUCCGCGGGCGGGUGCUCCACUCCAUGGACUUGUCCGACAUGGACGACGCGGACGCCGCCGCGCUCGUCAAGGGCAAACGCGUCGCCGUCGUCGGCUCCGGCAAGUCCGCUUACGACGUCGCGGCCGAGUGCGCCGACGCCAAUGGUGUGGAGCGGCCGUGCACGGUGAUCUGCAGAAGCCCGCGGUGGCUGCUGCACGACGUCACCGUCUGGGGCAAGCUCCACCUCGGCUACCUCUACAUGAACAGGUUCGCGGAGCUCAUGGUCCGCAAGCCCGGCGCCGGCCUCGCGUCCACCCUCCUCGCGACAUUGCUGACGCCCCUGGCGUGGCUGAUAUCGAAGGUGACGGGAGCGUACUACAAGAAGGCGAUCCCGAUGUGGGAGUACGGCAUGGAGCCGGAGUUCGGGUUCGCCGGCUCCAUCUCGUCGUGCAAGAUCGGCAUGCUGCCGGAGGCGUUCUACGACAAGGUGAGGGACGGCAGCGUCGUAAUCAGGCGGUCGAGGUCGUUCGCCUUCUGCGAGGACGGCCUGGUGCUGGACGGCGGCGCCGUCGUCGUCCCCGCCGACGUGGUGAUACUCGCCACGGGCUUCCGCGGCGACCAGAAGCUCAGGGACAUGUUCGUGGCGCCCAGGGUGAAGGCGAUCGUCGCCGGCUCGUCGUCGGACACCGCCGCCGUGCCUCUCUACAGGGAGUGCGUGCACCCUCGGAUCCCGCAGAUGGCGGUGGUCGGGUACUCGGAGAGCCUGACAAACAUCUACUCCGUCGAGAUGAUGGCCAAGUGGGUGGCGCGGUUCCUGGACGGCGCGUUCCGGCUGCCGAGCGUGCCGAGGAUGGAGCGGAGCGCGGCGGAGUGGGGCAGGUACAUGAGGCGGAGCAACGGGGAGAGCUUCCGCGGGGCCUGCCUCGGCGCCGUCAACAUCUGGUACAACGACCAGCUCUGCCGCGACAUGGGCUGCCACCCCAGGAGGAAGAAGGGCUUCCUCGCCGAGUGGUUCCAGCCUUACGGCGCCGUUGACUACAGAAUCAAACGGAAAAGCUGUAUAAAAAACACCAGUCUCCCCCUCACUUCUUCCUCCCUCCCUCCCUUCCAAGAACUCGGAAGCAGAGAGCAAGCGAUGGAUAGCAAUAGCAAGCGGGUGGGAAUCGUCGGUGCAGGCGUGAGCGGCCUAGCAGCCUGCAAGCACGCGCUCGACAAGGGGUUCAGGCCAGUGGUGUUCGAGGCUGACGGAACCAUCGGCGGAGUGUGGGCACACACCUUGGAGUCGACGAGGCUUCAGGCGCCGACGACCGCGUUCCGGUUCUCCGACCUGGCGUGGCCGGAGAGCGUGAGAGAGGCGUACCCAAACCACCGCAGGGUCAUGGAGUACAUAAGGUCGUAUGCGUGUGCAUUUGACCUCCUCAAGCACAUCAGGUUCAACAGCCAGGUGCUUGGUGUCGAGUACCUCGGCGCAGCUGAGGAAGAGAUCAUGAGCUGGGAGCAGUGGUCUGGCAAUGGGACAGCAUUCGGAGCAGUGAAGGGUGGAGGAUGGCGCCUCACCGUCCAGGACUUGAAAGUCGGUAGCACUGAGGUUUUUAUGGUGGAUUUUCUGAUCCUGUGCAUUGGAAGACACAGUGGAACCCCAAACAUCCCAGAAUUUCCAGGGAAUGGGCCUGAGUUGUUCAAGGGGAAAAUAUUGCACUCACUGGACUAUUCUUACAUGGAUGAUGUUGCUCAGUUUGUGAAGGGCAAGUGUGUGACGAUAAUUGGCUCUGGUAAAUCAGCAUUUGACAUUGCCGCAGAGGUUGCUAAGGUGAAUGGUGCCACACAGCCAUGCACCAUCAUAUAUAGAACAAAGCACUGGCUGGUCCACAAGUCCAGCAUAUGGGGAGUUGACCUCAGUUACUUCUAUCUCAAUCGCAUCUCACAGCUUCUGGUUCAUAAACCUGGUGAAGGAUUUUUACGUUAUAUGUUGGCCACUGCACUCUCCCCUUUGAGAUGGGCGAUCUCUAAAGUAAUUGAAACAUACUACAAGUGGAGCAUUCCUUUACAAAAGCAUGGGAUGGUCCCUGACUACAGCUUCUCCUUUGCUAUGUCCUCAUGCUUGAUUGCAAUGCUGCCAGAAGGUUUCUAUGACAGGGUCGACAAAGGCAGCAUUAUUCUCAAGAAAUCUAAGGCAUUCAACUUUUCUAGUGAUGGAAUCAUCCUGCAAGACAGAAAUGAAAGCAUCAAAUGUGAUAUUGUGAUUCUGGCAACAGGAUUCAGAGGUGAUCAGAAGCUUAGGGACAUCUUCACAGCAAAUUGGUGCAGAAACAUAGUAGCAGGAUCACCGGAUACCGCAGCUCCUCUAUACAGAGAAUGCAUCCAUCCCAGGAUUCCUCAGUUGGCUAUAGUUGGUUACGCUGAGAGCCUUACUAACAUAUAUGCCUCAGAGAGGAUGAGCAAUUGGGUAGCCCAUUUUCUGGCUGGUAGCUUCCAAUUGCCAAGCAUAAGAUGUAUGGAGAAGAGUGUAGCAGAAUGGGCAGAGUACAAGAAUCUAUACAACGGGAAAUAUUUUCGCAGGUCCUGCAUAAGCUCCACUAACAUCUGGUUAAAUGAUCUGUUGUGCCAAGAUAUGGGAUGCAACCCUAAAAGGAAGAAAGGAUUCCUAGCUGAAUGGUUCCAGCCAUAUGGACCUGCAGAUUAUGCAGGUCUUUGCUGAAGAUAGUUGCAUACUUAGAGUUGCUACCUCCAUGGCUCCAUGGCUGUAAAAACCAGGCAGGAGAGGAGAGAGAAUGAACUAUCAUCAGCUAUGUGAGACCUACAAGCAAAAUCUGAAAUAUUUGAAUUGUAAGGUUUGAACCUAUCAGACAUGUCUAAACAAUUCUGCAACAUUAUCUACAGUUUUGAAUUCAAGCAUGGAGAAGAUAGAGAUAGUGAGCAGCCACACCUACAAGUGAACUUCGUCAGAUGUACCUUUACUCUUCUUGAAUUUGAAGUUCCAAAACCUCCUAACGGUUGAAACAUACACAGGAGUCAAGAAAAUUCCAAGUAAAUAUGUCUGUACAUUGUAGUGCGCCUUUCAUAACUUUUCUUUUCCAUAA
Sorghum bicolor (sorghum) is the source of this 3622-nucleotide messenger RNA. RefSeq lists its product as uncharacterized. The record is from RefSeq and is a predicted model, not a curated record. The transcript is spliced from 7 exons. The annotation marks the transcript as partial. NCBI's taxonomy places the organism in Eukaryota, Viridiplantae, Streptophyta, Magnoliopsida, Poales, Poaceae. Gene Ontology annotation, molecular function: NADP binding; N,N-dimethylaniline monooxygenase activity; flavin adenine dinucleotide binding.